AUGGAGACGCAAACUGUCGACCGAAGUCUAUGGGCUCAGAUCAACGGCUACCUCUCAACGCAGUUUAUUGUAACAGGCUGCGAUUUGCAGAUUUUCGACAAACUUGAAUCCGACGGGCCGUUGACUGCGACUCAGGUAGCAAGAGAAUUAGAACUUCACCCUGCUACUACCGAAAGCCUACUCAAUGCACUGGUCGGUCUCAGCUUGCUUUACAAGAAAUACAAAGGCGAUGACAACGACAACGAAGCUGAGUUCGGCAAUACGUCUCAGGCCAGCGACUAUCUCAUAGCUUCGGCUCCACUGUCCGUUAGAGCUUGCGUGAUGUCCAUCAAAGAAUUCAACUAUAAGUUGACUGGCAACAUGUCAUUUCUCGUCAAGGAAGGCACACCACAAGUGAAGCGCACUUUUGGGUUCCCUGCGCCGCUAUACGAUAUGAUAGCUUGCGGUGAUCCCAAACUCACUAUACCUUUUAUGGCCGGAAUACAUGGUCUUGCAAAUAUUUCGCAACGUGGAGGGGCUCUCAACUCGUUCGACCUCAGCAACUACCGAACCGUUUGCGAUCUGGGCGGAGGCACCGGUGCAGUGGCGUACGCGCUAGCAGCUCGCUAUCCUAACAUGGAAAUCACAGUCUUCGACUUACCGGCCGUAGUGGCUUGCGCCGACAACUUUCCUCCAACCGUCGAUCCUAAAUCCACCAACGUCGUUUUCCAAGCGGGUAACUUCUUUAAGGACACGCUUCCAGAGUGCGAUCUUUUUCUUCUUUCCAACAUCAUUCACAACUGGUCGGAAGAACGCAUCAGCGAAAUCCUCACCCGAGUACACGAACGUCUGAUGCCUGGCGGCGCUAUCAUGAUCGUUGAAUCACUCUAUGACGACGACAAAAAAGGGCCACUCAACACCCAUAUCAACAACUUUAUGAUGAUGCUUGCAUUUGAAGGCGGUUGCCAACGAUCGGGUAAGGAAAUGAGAGAAAUCCUAGAGAAACACGGAUUCGUUGACGUUGAAAUUAAGAAAACCGGGGGUUUGGCUGAUUCCAUGUUCUCCGUCAGGGCCAGUCGUGGAAACAACAUUGUUAUUGAAUCAUAA
Messenger RNA from Saccoglossus kowalevskii, 1086 nucleotides. RefSeq names its product acetylserotonin O-methyltransferase-like. Lineage: Eukaryota; Metazoa; Hemichordata; Enteropneusta; Harrimaniidae. Gene Ontology annotation, molecular function: protein dimerization activity; O-methyltransferase activity. The record is from RefSeq and is a predicted model, not a curated record.